AUGACUAAAAGCAAGCAAGGAAAUGCCGAAGAGGACUAUUCAGCAAAGCUAGAUAAAUGUUUAACGGAUGGAAUUGUGAAAACAGGAGGUGGAAUCGUACUGGGGGCUUUAACAUCAGUUUUAUUCUUCAAAAGAAGGAGAUGGCCAGUUAUUGCUGGCAUGGAAGAAUGCAGCCUAAAGGAUCUAGACAGAUUGAUGUGUAACAUAAAGUUUGUGGUGUAA
Leptosia nina is the source of this 222-nucleotide messenger RNA. NCBI's taxonomy places the organism in Eukaryota, Metazoa, Arthropoda, Insecta, Lepidoptera, Pieridae. The record is from the annotation of a GenBank genome assembly.